AUGCGUCUCUCAGGACUGGUAGCGUUGGUGGUGGCAGUGUCCGGGGCGGCGGCCGCGAGGGCAUGUUCGAAUGAUCGGUGUCUGAGAGCGGUGAGCAGUGCACCGUCGCAUAUACGGAUGUCUGAUUGCAGCGAGCUUUUCAAAACAACAAUUACUCCAUCGACGAGCACCAUUACACAGACGAUUGGGACUACCACGACGGCAACUACCACAAAAACUACAGUGACAACAGCAACGACUACAGUCACUACCAACACAAAAGUUGCAUCAAAACGGUGGGAGGAGCAGCGUGAGGCUCUCGACAUUCUACUCAGACGUGUACCGCCACAUCACGACCAUACAACUACUACAACGGCUGCGCAAAAGACACCAAGCUAUGCAUCAGGUUGUGUGUCUGUCGCCGCCUAUUCCAGCGCGUGCAGUUGCCUGGGCGUACAACAUGCGACCAUCACAGCACCAACGCCAAAGACGACCAAGAUUGUCAGCGUAAAGAGAACCGCUGUAGUGACCAAGAUCUCAACCAUUGUGACGACUGAAACUUAUAUGGCCAUCAGUAAUAGCACUACUGCUGCCUUUACUAAUACCACGCGGGCAGCUUUUGCGAAUUCCACAACCUUGCCUACGAACUCGUCAGUUUCCAAUCUCUCAAGCUUUCUAUCAGACAUAUCCAGUAGCCCAUCUUCUACGGGCCUGGGAGGACUUGAUCCGACUGCGACGAGCACAGUGGCCGUCUCUGAUAGUAGCAGUCCUCUGUCGAGCGGUCUCUCGGAGUCGCGAGAAACACAGACAUCGGGCUCAACAGUAGGUAGCUUUGCGAAUUCAACAACAUCAGCGUUGUUCGCAAACUCUACUAGUAGCAGCUUGGUAAACUCUAGCAGCACAGCUCCUUUUGCAAACAGCACAACAGCACUGGAGGUUGGACAGACGAGUAGUAGCAGCCACAACAUGACGAGUACCGUCUCGGCAGCCAAUGCAACAUCAACAGGCUUGUUCCUCAAUACCACGACUUCAGGAAUACUCAAUGGAACAGCACCAACGACUCCAGUCAAUGUAGCCGUCAAUACCACGAGUGCACCAUUCUUGAACGCAACGUCGUCGACGGCGUUACUGAGUGCAACAUCCGCACCAUUUCUAAACACGACGGGCGUCCUGAAUAUAAAUGCAACCAGUGCUCACUUUGUGAAUGCGUCAUCGACGGCGCCAUUUCUCAAUGCAACAAGCACAUCGUUUCCCAACACGACCAUUUCGGCACCGUACUUGAAUGCAACCACGACUUCAUGGUUGAAUGCGACAGCGCCGCCGUAUGCAAAUGCAACGUCGGCACCCUACCUUAACUCGACGUCAGUCCGGUUCAGUAACACCAGCACUCCUGCGGCUACGCCCACUUCGACCUCGACCUUGGACACGACGUGCGGGGAGACGUCGCCCCCGUUUCUGUUAAGAGUGUCACAGCCUUCCAGCGUUUUGGACGGAUGGUACGCCAAGGUCAGCGGAGAUCAGAUCCUGUUCAGUUCGUCGGCCAACCACUCGGAUCAAUUUAGCGUCGAGAGCUCUGGUCACUUAUGUGCAGUCGGGUACGUGGGCGCCAGCGGCCUGCCCACCAUUGCCAUUGUAGAGACCAAGGACGGGCUCACGGGCAGCGCACUCUACCUAGUGGACGGGCAGAGACUAGGUAAUCUCACUGAUCUCGGCUACGGGGCACUGGACUGCGGCAUCGCGGAGGACGACUUGAGUUGCCAAGCACGAGACAUGGCGCACUGGGUCAGUUGUGGUCUGGGCCUGGAUAUUUCCAGCGAUGGUAGCCCAAACGUAGUGGUCGACACGUGGAACUGCACUAGCCUCGCAUUAUCUGCAGUGUAUGCCUAA
Messenger RNA from Pestalotiopsis fici W106-1, 1866 nucleotides. RefSeq lists its product as uncharacterized. The record is from RefSeq and is a predicted model, not a curated record. Bases 1 to 1866 code for a protein of 621 amino acids. The transcript is spliced from 3 exons. Lineage: Eukaryota; Fungi; Ascomycota; Sordariomycetes; Amphisphaeriales; Sporocadaceae.